Messenger RNA from Geodia barretti, 433 nucleotides. NCBI's taxonomy places the organism in Eukaryota, Metazoa, Porifera, Demospongiae, Tetractinellida, Geodiidae. The record is from the annotation of a GenBank genome assembly.
UGGCCAAAGUCGGGCUACCCUGGACAGCAAGGUCCCUACUACUGUGCCGUGGGAGCCACCAACGUCUUUGGGAGACAGAUAUCAGAGGCCCACUACAAGGCGUGUCUGUACGCAGGGCUGUGUGUGAGUGGCUCCAAUGCAGAGGUGAUGCCAGCUCAGUGGGAGUACCAGGUUGGACCUUGUCCAGGGACCGCCAUGGGAGAUGAACUAUGGGUCUCCAGGUGAUGGAGGAGGCCAUUCAGAGACUGGAGAAGAGACACAAGGAACACAUCAUACUCUAUGACCCCAGUGGAGGAGUAGACAACAGUCGUAGACUGACAGGUCUUCACGAGACAGCUCACAUUGACCAGUUCUUCUGGGGAGUGGCCCACAGAGGAGCCUCCAUCAGAAUACCUCGUGGAGUCGCUCAAGGUUGACAUAAUUAUGACAUCAU